Carlito syrichta (Philippine tarsier) is the source of this 1935-nucleotide messenger RNA. It is a transcript of the gene LARP6, whose product is annotated as La ribonucleoprotein domain family member 6. The record is from RefSeq and is a predicted model, not a curated record. Lineage: Eukaryota; Metazoa; Chordata; Mammalia; Primates; Tarsiidae. Bases 1 to 1428 code for a protein of 475 amino acids. The transcript is spliced from 4 exons. Gene Ontology annotation, molecular function: mRNA binding. Gene Ontology annotation, cellular component: nucleus. Gene Ontology annotation, biological process: RNA processing.
AUGGCAGUUUUGGUGGAAGAAGCUUGUGCAAUGAUUAUGGAUCUGGCAGUAGAAACAGUGGAUAUGGUAGCAGAAGUUUCUAGUCUUCUUGAAAGGCCACAAAGAGCCUUUCACUCAACCAUCACACCUGUGUCUCCUUCUGGCCUCAGCGGCGCCACAACAAGUGGGGGUGAGAACGAGCGUGAGGAUCUGGAGCAGGAGUGGAAGCCCCCGGAUGAGGAGCUGAUCAGGAAACUGGUGGACCAGAUCGAGUUCUACUUCUCAGAUGAAAACCUAGAGAAGGACGCCUUCCUGCUGAAGCAUGUGCGUAGGAACAAGCUGGGCUAUGUGAGUGUCAAGCUUCUCACGUCCUUCAAAAAGGUGAAACACCUUACGCGGGACUGGAGGGCCACAGCGCAUGCCUUGAAGUACUCAGUGCUCCUUGAGUUGAACGAGGACCACCGGAAGGUGAGGAGGACCACCCCCAUCCCGCUGUUCCCCAAUGAGAACCUCCCCAGCAAGAUGCUCCUGGUCUACGACCUCCACCUGUCCCCCAAGCUGUGGGCCCUGGCCACCCCCCAGAAGAAUGGAAGGGUGCAGGAGAAGGUGAUGGAGCAUCUGCUCAAGCUCUUUGGGUUCUUUGGGGUCAUCUCCUCUGUGCGGAUCCUGAAACCCGGGAGGGAGCUGCCCCCCGACAUCCGUCGGAUCAGCAGCCGCUAUAGCCAGGUGGGGACCCAGGAGUGUGCCAUCGUGGAGUUUGAGGAGGUGGAGGCGGCCAUCAAAGCCCACGAGUUCAUGGUCACAGAAUCUCAGGGCAAAGAGAACAUGAAGGCUGUCCUGAUUGGGAUGAAGCCCCCCAAAAAGAAGCCCCCCAAAGACAAGAACCACGAUGAGGACCCCCCUACGAGCCUCCACCUGAACAAAUCCCCGAACAAGAGGGUUGAGGAGCUUCAGUACAUGGGGGACGAGUCUUCCGCCAACAGCUCCUCAGACCCCGAGAGCACCCCCACGUCCCCCAUGGCUGGCCGCCGGCAUGCAGUCACCAGCAAGCUCAGCCCCUCCGGUCACCAGAAUCUCUUCCUCAGCCCUAACGCCUCCCCGUGCUCAAGCCCUUGGAGCAGCCCUCUGGCCCAGCGCAAAGGUGUUUCCAGAAAGUCUCCCCUGGCCGAGGAAGGGAGACUGAACUGCAGCACCAGCCCCGAGGGCUUCCGCAAGUGCGUGGAUUAUUCCAGCGACAGCAGCGUCACACCCUCUGGUAGCCCCUGGGUCCGCAGACGCCGCCAGGCCGAGAUGGGCACACAGGAGAAAAGCCCAGGUACAAGUCCCUUGCUUUCCCGGAAGAUGCAGACUGCAGACGGGUUACCCGUGGGGGUGCUCAGGUGGCCCAGAGGCCCUGACAACACCAGAGGGUUCCAUGGCGGACAGGAGCGGGGCAGGGCCUGCAUGUAAAUACCUUCGAUUUUUAACAGCGCCUCCACUGGAGACCGCUUUCACUUACAAGGUUCUGACAAACACCUGCCAUGACGUAGAAUGGCAUCUGCCCCCUCGGGAGGAUUUUGUAUACGUGCAGAUCUCUUAAUUUAUAUAUUUGUAACAUAUAUAUGAGUUGUCUGGUACACCACAGUUUCAGGACCACCUCCUAGUUCAAAACACCCCUUCCUCCUCGCAUGGCUGUUAUUCUGACACCACCUGACGUGUGUGAGAGUCAUGACUUCUCAGGGCUAUGGGACAGAGGUUUUCUGGGGAGAGUCUGGCAACGUGCCUCUUCUUCGGGAUAGGAUUUUUCCCUGCCGUGACUGAGCUGUCCUUGGGAGGCUGUGCAAGAGUUUUCUGAGGGCCCAGAGGGGUUCUCUUGUACAAGGGCAAGUAGUUAAGCCCAUAGCAUGGUGUCUUCUAGGACCCAAUGUGUGUAACCUGUCAAGUGAAUAAAUAAUAAAACACCAAUCGUGAGUGCUG